AAUGCACAUCCUUGAUACUUCAAGCAAAUUAUUGAUUUUUGAUUCAUGAAUCCGUCAAUCCAGAACAUAUUUGGUUAGAACUUAGAACUUCUGUCUCGCCUCACUUACGUGCACGGAAAUGAGUGAUCAGGUUCCCGUAUUGACGAUUGCGGGAACGGACCCAAGCGGAGGAGCAGGGAUCCAGGCAGAUCUUAAAACCUUCACUGCUCACAAAUGCUAUGGGACUAGUGUGAUCACUGCUCUUGUCGCACAGAAUACUACUGGGGUGCAAGCCGUUCAAGCAUGUACUCCGGACUUUGUCGCUCAGCAAUUACGCUCUGUCCUUGAAGAUAUCGAUAUUCGAGCUAUGAAGACGGGAAUGCUCUUCGACUCUGAUAUCAUCCGUUCCGUGACUCGGACAUUGCGAGAGCAUUAUGGAGCAAAUAUUCCCCCGUUGGUCUGCGAUCCAGUUUGCGUCUCGACUUCAGGACAUACACUGUUACGUCCCGAAGCUGUCGAUGACAUGAUUACAGAACUGUUCCCUCUGACGACACUGAUUACACCUAACAAGUCCGAGGCCGAACUAAUUCUUUCGACGCGGAAGCUUCCAUCAAAUAUCACGAAUCUGGCGGAUAUGUUGUCUGCGUCUCAGGAUCUCCUGACACUGGGUCCCAAAGCUGUCCUACUGAAGGGGGGACACGUUAUUUCUUCAAUGCAAGACGUACUUCGGAUUGCGGCCGAUCAUCCAGAGAUGCGUAUUUUCCGCGACGGCCUUUUGGACGAAAAUAUGGAAAUUCUCCAAAUCACAGAAGAAGACAUUGCGGCUCGAUCCCUUGUUGUUGAUGUCCUACGAGACAAAGACACCGUCACUCUUUUCUUGCGCCCCCGCAUCAACUCAACUAGCACUCAUGGAACCGGUUGUACGUUGUCCGCGGCAAUUACAUGUGCACUAGGCCGCGGCAAUUCCUUGAUAGAAGCGACUGAUCUCGGAACGGCUUAUACCCACCUCGGUAUCGAGACAGCAUCAGGUAUCGGUAAAGGUCAUGGACCUCUUAACCAUAUGCACUCGAUAAUGCCGCGGAACAUACCUCAGUCAACGCGAAGCGUCCCUCACCCGUUCACAAGACUACUGAUCAAGUCAACCACGGACAUUUGGAAGCAAUACGUAGAACAUGACUUCGUUAAGCAGCUUGCUCGAGGGACCCUUCCUCGAGAAUGUUUUCUUCAUUUUAUUAAGCAAGAUUAUCUCUAUCUACGAUACUAUGCUCGUGCAUAUGGGCUCCUAGUAGCAAAGUCUUCGACAUUCAGUGCUAUAGACGCUGCAACGAAGACAAUCAUCAACGUCAUCACAGAAGUCACCACCCACAAGUCCUUCUGUGCACAAUGGGGCAUCUCAGAAGAGGAACUUCAGUCGAUUCCUGAAUCACCCGCAACCACAGCAUACGGCGCUUACAUCCUUGACGUCGGUCUGCAAGGUGACGCAAGUAGGCUCCUCAUGGCCGUCGCAGCAUGUCUUCUAGGUUAUGGCGAAGUUGGCCUAUGGAUCAAGAAAGAAGCUGCGAAACCUGGAACGUGGGUAGUGUUGGAUGGCAACCCCUACACCAGGUGGAUCGAUGACUAUUCCGGGGAGCAUUAUCAAGAAGCUGUCAGGACCGGUAUAGAAACAAUUGAGGCUAUGGCGGCUGCGGACCCGCCUUCACCAGCGAGACUAAAAGAGUGGGUUUUGGUUUGGGAACGGUGUACUCGUUUAGAAAAAGGUUUCUGGGAUAUGGCACUAGGAUUGCUCUAGUAGCAGAUAUGGACCAAGAGGUUACAAGAAGCACAAUGUGGACCUAUAAGCAUACCAUACGGCAGCGAAUAUAGGUACAAUAGAGGUUGGUUAUCGUAGAAACAGGGUAUCACUCGAUGUCAGACAACGGUGAAGGUGCGUCAGCUAGAGGCUCAAACAGUUUUUCUUCAGUCUGUUCUUCAAGAGUGAUCUCCACUUUCGGGCCACCCUUUGUAGUCGAAGUUGCUGCGAUCUUGCGGAUCUUCGCAGUUUUUGUAAUUUUCCUUGCACUUGGGCAAAGACCAGAGCUCAGUUCGCAUUC
This is a messenger RNA of Somion occarium, 2069 nucleotides long. Lineage: Eukaryota; Fungi; Basidiomycota; Agaricomycetes; Polyporales; Cerrenaceae. The record is from the annotation of a GenBank genome assembly.